This is a messenger RNA of Vicia faba (fava bean), 408 nucleotides long. NCBI's taxonomy places the organism in Eukaryota, Viridiplantae, Streptophyta, Magnoliopsida, Fabales, Fabaceae. The record is from the annotation of a GenBank genome assembly.
AUGAGUGCCUUGACUAUUUUUGUUAUAUUGGUGAUAAUGACAACUAGUCAUGUUCAUUGUCGGGGAGGUCAUAUGAGCGGUAAGAAGAUAACUGUACAAGUUGAAAAUGACUUGCAAGUUGACACCGUUCUUGUUUUACAUUGUCGGUCUUCAAACAAUGAUCUUGGAGAAAAAACACUUCAUAGUGGGCAAUAUGAGAAAUGGACUUUCAAUGGAAAUCCCAGCAGCAUUACUCUCUAUUCAUGUGACAUAAAAUGGAAUAAUAAGCAACAAAAUUUCACAGUUUAUGAAUCAACAAAGGAUGAAGCAACAUGUACAUCCAAAUGUUAUCGCGGUAUUAGCGCAGAAGGAAUCUAUUUUUUCAAUGAGUUUAAAAACACUUGGGAAAAGCGAUAUUCAUUAAAUUAG